GAGUUAUUUAUGACAGUGUUUUAGGCUGUGGUUGGACGUGCUUGUAGAGCUAUAGCACCAUGUUCUGGUGUUUGUGUCUGUGUGGCUAUCUUGUACUCGAUUUUUCUUCCAUCACUUAUGGUUUACGGAUCCACUCGAACCCGAAUGGAAAGGAAAUAUCCCUAGCGGGCGAGGAUGCUUCGCUAACAUGUUACUAUUCGCCACAACUACCGUCUGCGAACGAUUUUGAGGUGAUGUACUGGAAGUUCGCGCCAAAAACUAACCUCUCGGCCGAGACUAGUAUUGCAUCGUACAGAGUAUCUACGGGGGUAAGGUACAACAUGAACGGAUUGAAACUGAACGCGAGCUGGCAAUAUGGCGGAGCACUGAAGAUCAUGAACACAUCCUUAGAUGAUCAAGGCGACUACACGUGUCAGAUAGCAACGUCUAUGGGCUUUAGAGACAGUAUGACGACGCUUACAGUUUAUGCUGUACCCCGGUACCUCCAGAUCUACAACUCGAGCCAUCAUCUGGCCGAUCCUUCUACACCCUUCCAAAUGACGUCAGGGGAGCCACACUCCAUCGUUUGCUCGGCCUUUCCGCUAUCAAGCCCGGCCACCAACCUCAGCUGGGAACUCGACUCAACACUGCAAAUAGCUCGUAACAUGAUCCAUUUCGCACCUGAGAAUAUUACAUCGUCUAGGUCCUCAUCAUUGUCGUCGCCAGGUGACUGGGAAUUCUUCUCUACGGAGAGGCGACUGGUUCUGACACCAAGGGACAACAAUCAUGGAGCGGUCAUCAGUUGCUAUGGUGAUCACCCUGGGUUACAGGAGAAGUUGUCCGUGUCAAUCACAUUGAGUGUUCUAGUUUCUCCGAGCUAUAUACGGAUCUUCAACGCGAGUUAUCAGCCUCUCUCUGACACCGGAAGCGUGAACGUGACCCAAGAUAGAGCUGUGACCUUUGUUUGCAUGAGCACCAGGUCACGACCUCCAACUUUUCCAAGAUGGCGGAUUGGUGAUGACGCCAUUGAGGAUCAAGUGACAAGGACGACCAUCCCGUACGAUGAUCAAGAACUGUAUGACGUAUCAAGCCGCAUGAUCUUGGCAAGAGUUCUCCGAGAGCAUCAUGGGAAAAGGGUUACCUGUUCGGCUUCCGGGUUCAAUCUUCGAGCCGUAGCAACCAAUAUUACAUUGCACGUUUUGGGACCCGCGGAUCCUCCACGUAUUACGAACUUCACAGGGGCUUUCGUCGAGGGAAGAUCCCGUUCUUUAGAGUGCAUCGCCCUCAACGGAUUUCCUCCAGCGGACAUCGAAUGGCGCAUUGACGGACAUCCCACUCCUGACACCGAUACCACGAUCGUCAAACGCUGGCGAUACGACGUCGUGAGCCGCGUUACCAUUCUACCAGACCGAGGUAUGAACGGGAAAGAAGCCACCUGCAUCGUCCGGACUCCGUCAGUGCCGUCAACGGAGAUGCGCAGUUCCGUCGCUUUGAAUGUCCUGUUUUGUCCUCAUCGAGUUUCUAUCUCCUGCGAACCGGUCGUGGCUGGGAGACCUAGUUGGAUAACUUGUCGAUCUGCCGUCAGUAACCCUGCUCCACGCUUGCUGUGGGCCAUGGAAGGGAAGGAGAUCGAAAACAUCCAUGACGAUCACGUCGAGUCUUCCAACAGCAUUAACACCACGGUAGGGUUUUUCUCGUCGUCGAGCUACUCGAGGGGUUUCGUUGCCGACGACCACGGGAAGAUUGUCCGCUGCUGUGCGGCUCGGGAUGAGGAGUUAGGAUGCACAACAGAUGUCUGCAUGGAAUGUCCGCUGAACGUGUACUGUAAACCGAAACUUCUGCAAGAGGGAAAUGACAUGAUAAAAUCACUGCACGAGAACUACAUCACUCUAAGAUGCUCGGCUCGUGGGAAUCCACCCCCGUCGAUAGAAUGGUACAGUCCAUGGAUGGUUCACGAUUCGCCUAUCAACGCAUCGACCCCUGGCGUCAUCUCACUGGUCGAUACCAUCAUUGACGGGGAGGGGUCUGAUAGGGUGACGAUACAGAGUACGUUGGUGAUCGAGUCUUCGGCUGGUAUUGACACGAGAGUUCAAGGGGUCAAGUGCGUGGCUUCAAACUCUAUCGGCUCUGGUUCAAUUGCUUCUUUCUUUGGCAACACAAGUGAUAUCACUUCAGUAUACAAUCAAGAGACUGGCUUAUUGACAGUGCAUUAUUCCCCUGACUCUGUACCGCCCUCCCCCGACGCCAUACCAUGUGUUCAUGUCGACUACAAGCUAGCAAAUAGGCAAGCAUGGAAGCUGGGUGCCACGUGUUUCCAGCUACGGACCAAUGAGACGGCAGUCAUUGUCGAGAGUGGGUUGAACCUGUCUGAGAUCGGGCUGAGGGUAUGCUUCUACCAGGAGUUCUGUGACAUUCCGCUUCCACCACAGCCAUUUUCCCAGAAAACCGCAACAGCUAUCAACAACAUUCUCUUUCCAACACUGUUGGUCGGCAUCGCAUUAUGCUUGAUACUUUUCAUCGCAGUGGCAUUCUUCAUAAAACAGAAAAGAGGCAGAAGAGUGCAUAAACAGUCGAACCGACAUGGCCGAGGGUAUACCAGAAGCAACCAGGUGUCCAUCACACGUACGGUUCAAAGGUCACAAGCAAGUGAAGAAGACGCCAUCCCUUCUGACCAGGUGCCUCGAGGUGAGAUGAACCAUUACAUGGACAUGGCAUCUUCUGCAACAUCACAGGGCGCCACCAAGGGAACCGAACCUCAGAACGCCGCAAUGAGCCCGUUCCCAGAUCCCGGUGAUCUUUUGACCUAUGAAGACAUGAGAGCGGAUGGACAACCGGUCAGCCCCGGGUAUGCUCAUUAUGUUGCUGGAUGCCAAUCAGUGGACACUUUUGUGUAUGGCAAUAUACCCACCUCAGCAAUGCCUUUGAAGAGAAGCGACUCCGGUAUCUGCUGCUCCUAUUCCUUAUCUCCUACCAAGCUGGACUCUUUCAAUCUGCAGAACACGUACGAAUCGACCAUCUUCAACAUGCCCGAGAAGCUACAAAUGCCCACUCGUGGCGCUGCAGACCAAGGUGAUACGGACACGCACAUGACACCCGAAGGCAUCUACCAAUUCACCACGCCCGAGAAGCUACAAAUGCCCACUCGGCGCGCAGCAGACCACGGUGAUUCAGACUCGCCCAUGAAACCCGGAGAUAUCUACGCUAGCCCAUUACUGUCAUCGAGCACGGUUGCGUCCGAGUGGAAUUUCGUCCCCACUUGCUCGACAUGGAGGGGUGGCGGACCAGAGUCUUGUGAGAGGAGCGGUUUGCAGCUGUAUGCCAAUGCCCCACAUGAAGUCGACUAAUGAUCUUCAAGGCAGCAGGGAAGCACUGUGGUGCCUCUUUCUUUUGACGUCCAUCAGGAGAUGUGGGUUCGAAUCCCGGCUAGGCCAGGCCUAGCCGGGAUUCUCUAGUACCCGUUUAUCCAGUGGCGUGGCUUAGAUCCCAGGGCACUUGCAUAAUUAGCAUGGCAUCGGUCGUACAGGAUUGUUGCAUGCUUUUGAAAAGGCGCUUUAUAAAUCUGGCUCUCUUUCUCGGUCUUCUCUCAUGAUUUCUCUAUUCGAUUGGAGGCUCACGUACCUCUUGUGCCCCCUAAGCUACGCCAUUGCAUUUUUUACGAAUUAGAAUCCAAUACUAAAAUAUAAACUAAUCAUAAGGCUUUAGCGCGUAGACCUAUACAUGAGUAGGCUUCUUUACAUACAUGUAAUUAAUCGAGGUCAAAAAAGUUCAACCGAUC
This is a messenger RNA of Strongylocentrotus purpuratus (purple sea urchin), 3754 nucleotides long. RefSeq lists its product as uncharacterized. The record is from RefSeq and is a predicted model, not a curated record. The coding region runs from base 60 to 3323 and encodes 1087 amino acids. Gene Ontology annotation, biological process: cell-cell adhesion. Gene Ontology annotation, molecular function: cell adhesion molecule binding. Gene Ontology annotation, cellular component: cell-cell junction. NCBI's taxonomy places the organism in Eukaryota, Metazoa, Echinodermata, Echinoidea, Camarodonta, Strongylocentrotidae. The transcript is spliced from 14 exons.